GCGUCAUUCGCUCAGUUUGCGCCUGGUAACAGCAGAGAGUACCGUGUUUCUUAUAUUUUUAAUAACAGAAGAUCAAUUUUUAUGGUUUAACGACUCAAGAUAAUUCAAGAUGAAGAUUUUUAUAUUCACGCUGUGUUUAGUUAGUGCGGUUUUUCACAGUGCGUCGGCAUCAGAAAGCGACUGCAAGCUGAACCUCACAGCGGAGCACGGCACAAUCACCUCCUUCAACAAGAACUGCACCUGGACCGUCAGCCUCCCCCCCACGAAGCUAAUAAAGUUCUUCUUCUCCCGCAUAACAAUGCGCAAUCCCCAGAACUCCUGCAUGAACAGUCUCUCGAUCAACGAGACGAUCAACGCAAAGGAGUCAAGCCUCGGUCUCUUCUGCAACGACUCGACCCCGGCCCCCCUGACAACGACCUCCUCCUCGGCGCGCAUCCACUUCCACUCCAACAACUCUAUCCUCCAGAACUCCACAAACUCCCACUUCCAGCUAAUCUGGAUGUCCCUGGACAAUCCAAACAUGACCCUCCUGUGUUCAAAAGACCUGAAAGAGCCCUCGGGCGUCCUAAUGUCCCCGAAUUACCCCAAUGGCAAUCCCCUCCCCUUCAACUGCACCUACAAGAUAAUCCAAUCGCCGGGUAAAAUUAUCCAAUUGAGCCUGACCGAUCUCCACAUAACUAACGACAAUAAGACCUGUUACAACCGCUUGAACAUAUACGACGGAGAUGACGAUAAUUCAACGAUGAUUGCCUCAAUUUGCGACUCCAAGUACUACGUGCCCAGUCGGGUGUUCAAUUCGAGUACGAAUUACAUGACGAUUAAAAUAAUCGCGGAGAGGCCACUGGAGAAGUACCAGGGCUUCCACGGGGUCUUCGACACCAUUGACAACAGGUGCGGGGGAUUGCUGAAGGAGAAUGGAAGCAUCCAGAACCCGGGCUUCGGGUCGGGGUACGAGCCCGACCUGAAGUGCAAGUGGAGGAUUCAGGCGCCCAGGGGCAAAGUCGUGACGAUGAAGUACGCGAGCUUCGACGUCGCCUGGCAUGAGGCCUGCGGGGCCGACUACGUGGAGGUGGCCGAGGUCCAUGCCAACGGGACCAGGAAGGUGCUCGGGAAACACUGCGGGAACAACGUCCCGGGGGCAAUGGUCAGCAACAGCUCGGCGGUGGACGUCGAGUUUAGGAGCAAGGAGAAGGGCAGCUACAAGGGAUUCAAGCUUGAUUAUUCCGUUGUUGAUAAGAAGAACGAGAUGUGAGGGGGAGAGGGGAUUUGGGGACUGUAUCUGGGGGAAGGAUUGUAUGGAAUGGCUGAAUAAAGAGAUUUAUUAAAGGA
Molecule: messenger RNA, 1329 nt
Organism: Diachasma alloeum
Lineage: Eukaryota; Metazoa; Arthropoda; Insecta; Hymenoptera; Braconidae
Product: tolloid-like protein 2
Exons: 2
Coding region: 110-1252 (380 amino acids)
Source: RefSeq, a predicted model, not a curated record